AUGGCAGAAAGCAGGACGUCUUCAAUAAAAGAACAUAUACAAAGCGAUAUAAGUAUUGAUAAAUCCUCUAAUGAAAAAUGUGAAGUUAUAGUGAGGGAGAAAUCUAAGUGGCAGGACCCUGGUUACUUUAAAAAUUCAUUCCAAGAAUAUCUUUUCGUUGGAUCAUGCAUGACUACUCAAUUAUUGAAUCAAGCUACUACACCACAAACUUUAAGUAUAAUGAAUGUGCUAUCUGAUUCCUUUAAUUCCUCACGCUCUAAUCAAACGUGGCUGGUAGCAUCAUUUCCUCUUGUAGCGGGAUCUUUCAUUUUGAUUAGUGGGAGAAUUGGCGACAUUUAUGGUCUUAAAAAAACUCUAAUUGGGGGUUACAUAUUUUUAAUCAUUUGGUCACUAAUUUGUGGAUUUACCUACUAUUCAAAGAGUGAUACAUUUCUUAUAAUUGCAAGGGCCUUCCAAGGUCUUGGAAUUGCAUUCACUCUACCGAAUGUUGUGGGUACUAUAGGAAACAUUUAUCACGUAGGGUCUCUUCGAAAAAACAUGGUCAUUAGUCUAAUAGCUGCCUCUGCACCUGUCGGUGCAGCAAUUGGAGGUGCUUUUGCUGGUUUAAUUGUCACCGAAAGCCCCAGUCAAUGGCCAUGGUCUUUUUAUGCAUUUGCAAUUGCUUGUUCUUUCAAUCUGCUAAUUUCCAUUUACAGUAUACCUAGCAAUAUCCCAACAAAUGUUAAUGGAUUUAAGAUGGAUUGGAUUGGAUCAGCUUUAAUUGUAACAGGUCUAAUUUUAUUUAAUUUUGCCUGGAAUCAGGGACCUAUAGUUGGCUGGGACAUAGCAUAUAUCAUUGUGCUUCUGAUUAUUUCUGUCAUAUUUAUACUUGCAUUUUUAACUUAUGAGAUCAAUUUUGCCCCCUCACCAUUAAUAGCCAGGGAAAUAACCCAUAGUAGAAACAUGAUUAUAACAAUUUUCACUCUUUUCCUAGGAUGGGGCUCCUAUGGCAUUUGGUCAUUCUAUUACUUUUCCUUCGUCCUGAAUCUAAGACACUAUUCUCCAGUAUGGGCAGGUGGUUCAUACUUUAUCUUCGGCAUCUUUGGGGUACUUGCAUCUGCUUUCGUUGGAAUAUCAAUCAAAAAAAUUACGGCCCCAGUUAUUUUAUUAUUCUCAAUGGUUUUAUUUUGUGUUGGUACAACGCUAUUGAGUGUAGCACCUGUCGAUCAAUCAUAUUUCAAGCUCACAUUAGCGGGUAUGGCUAUUUUAGGUGUCGGCCUAGAUACAUCAUUUCCAGCAGCAACUAUUAUUCUGAGUGAUGGACUACCUAUGGAGUAUCAAGGUAUGGCCGGUUCUCUGGCGCUCACCAUGGUCAAUUAUUCCAUGUCAUUAUGCCUAGGUAUGGGCAAUACUGUCGAACGCCAAAUAAACAAAGACGGUCAAGACGUGUUAAAAGGUUAUAGAAGUGCCGAAUAUUUGGGUAUUGGCUUGUCCGGAUUGGGACUAUUAUUGGCUUGCAUACUUGUCAUUGAUAAAUUAGUGGCAAAAUAUAGAAACAAAAAUAGCAUAAAAAAUAGUGCAUAA
Kazachstania africana CBS 2517 is the source of this 1563-nucleotide messenger RNA. It is a transcript of the gene ATR1, whose product is annotated as borate transporter. The record is from RefSeq and is a predicted model, not a curated record. Gene Ontology annotation, biological process: transmembrane transport. NCBI's taxonomy places the organism in Eukaryota, Fungi, Ascomycota, Saccharomycetes, Saccharomycetales, Saccharomycetaceae. The coding region runs from base 1 to 1563 and encodes 520 amino acids. Gene Ontology annotation, molecular function: transmembrane transporter activity. The transcript has a single exon. Gene Ontology annotation, cellular component: membrane.